AUGCCAGAUGAAGCUUUGAAUAGUGCGGAUGGUGAGUUUUCAGUGACCCAUAUGACCAAGGCUCAUCCGUUCCAUAGUGGUCACGUGCGCUGGGUUCCCCCGGCCAUCUAUAAGUCCUCCUGCUCUAUAGACGUCACCUUCUUCCCCUUCGAUCAGCAGAAUUGUAAAAUGAAGUUUGGCUCCUGGACCUACGACAGAGCUAAGAUAGAUCUAGAGCCUAUAGGGGAUACUGUGGAUCUGAAGGUAGGUGUUGUCACACACACACACACACACACACACACACACACACACACACACACACACACACACACACACACACACACACACACACACACACACACACACACACACACACACACACACACACACACACACACACACACCCCCCUAGCCCCUGCUGUGUCUCUGUUUCUGCUCCAGGACUACUGGGAGAGUGGUGAAUGGGCUAUAGUGAACGCAGUGGGAACCUACAACACUAAGAAGUACGACUGUUGCCAUGAGAUCUACCCUGAUACAACCUACUAUUUCAUGAUCAGACGCCUGCCUCUAUUCUACACUGUCAACCUCAUUAUCCCUUGUCUCCUCAUCUCCUGUCUCACCGUCCUGGUGUUCCAUCUGCCUUCUGAUUGUGGAGAGAAGAUCACCCUGUGUGUCUCCGUCUUACUUUCUCUCACCGUCUUCCUGCUGCUCAUCACUGAGAUCAUCCCCUCCACCUCGUUGGUGAUUCCUCUCAUCGGGGAAUAUCUCUCCUUUUCACCAAUGAUCUUUGUCACUCUGUCUAUUGUUAUAGCGGUGUUUGUCCUGAACGUCCGUCAUCGUUCCUCUGCUACUCACACCAUGCCUCGCUGGGUCCGGACACUGUUCCUGUCUGUCAUUCCCCGCUGGCUCUGCAUGAAACGACCCCCCACCUGAUCUCAGGAGGAGGGGCUUAGUCGGCAAACUCCACCCCUUCUGAACCUUCAGAACGCCUGGCCCCUCCCGCUCUUCGUCGCGUUCCACAGCUCACACCUGGCUCAUGCGGGAGUCCGACGUUGAUCUCCAUGGUAACGAGGACGAGGAUGUGAUUCGCCGUGGCUACUUGGAUACGGAGAUG
This is a messenger RNA of Oncorhynchus keta (chum salmon), 1093 nucleotides long. It is a transcript of the gene chrna2a, whose product is annotated as cholinergic receptor, nicotinic, alpha 2a (neuronal). Gene Ontology annotation, cellular component: membrane; neuron projection; synapse. The record is from RefSeq and is a predicted model, not a curated record. Gene Ontology annotation, molecular function: neurotransmitter receptor activity; extracellular ligand-gated monoatomic ion channel activity; transmembrane signaling receptor activity. Lineage: Eukaryota; Metazoa; Chordata; Actinopteri; Salmoniformes; Salmonidae. Gene Ontology annotation, biological process: monoatomic ion transmembrane transport; regulation of membrane potential; signal transduction.